AUGGCGGCUAAUUUUCGUAGUGUUCACGACGAGUCCCUUAAAGCCCACCCCUCGCCGAUCAACUACUACUCGCGCUACAUCCUCUCCUUCUUUCUUGGCUCUGUCUUCGCUGUCUUCGCUGUCUUCUCCACCACACAACUCUCUCCGCUAAGCGUCACCUUCGCCAAUUCACCCCUCCUCCUCCCCGCCUAUACACACCUUGGUGCUUCUGCUAGCACUGGUAGCAAUAGUUCCGCCGACCGCGCCUCGCUCCAUCACGUGUGCUGGUGGUCCGGCGACCACGGCGGCUACACCGCCGACUCCCCCAAUGCGCCGUGGCUGGUGGAGCGCGGGGAGGGGGAGGCGGAGCGGCGAGUGCCGGGGGGCGUGGUUGUUGUCGGGGAGGACUGCGCGCGGUGCGCGGCGGGGCGGCUGUGCAGUUUCACGAUAGCGGUGCAUCGUCCCGCGCACUGGGACGUGCCGCGGUACUCGGCGUUCAAAGGCGAGCUGCUCGUGUCGCUGCACGGGCCCGCCACGCUGCAGGCGCGCGUCGCGCGCGUCGAUAACGACCCGCGGCGCAUGCUCGUGACGUACCGCGCGUGGGACGCGGGGGAGUACACUGUGGUGGUGCGGGACUCAUGCGGCACGCUCAACUACUCCUCGCAGCACUACCAUCACACGCACAACAUCGCCAACUGGACGCUCCUCAUCGCCCCCACCCCCCCUGCCGCCUUCUACUCCCUCCCGCCCCCUGAUGCUGCCCCAGCAGUGGGCGUGGGUGGGGGGGAGGUGAGUGGGGGUGCGGCGCAGGGCGCGGGAGCGGGGGGCAGCGAGGGGCAGAGCAUGGGGGGAGUGGAGAGCGAGGCGGAGUGGUGGGCGUCGCCGUGCGGGCAGGGGGACAUGGGCCGGUGGCUGCUCAACGACAGUGACUACAGGUGGGUGCCGUACCCAUGCGCGGCCCCCAUUCCGCCCGCCUCGGAGUGGGUGUCAACCCUGGUGGCGCGGGGGUUCCGCGAGGUGAGCUUUGUGGGUGACAGCCACCAGCGCUUCCUCUUCCUGCACCUGCUCUUCCUGCUCUCGCACCACGUCAACACGUCCUUCAUCAAGAGCCACGUGGAUAUCAGCUACCUGGUGGGCGGCACAGGCCACGUGCGCAUGCUGCACGGCGGCCCCGAGGAGGCGGUGAGCGAGGAGGAGCGUGCGAGCAUGCCGCUGAAGCUCAACUUCUACUGGGUGGAUGGCAUCUACGAGAACGGCCACUAUGGCUGCACCAACCGCGGGCGCUUCUCAGAGCGCGAGCACAGCUUCCCAGCCAUCUCCACCACGGCGGACGUCACCAUCUUCAACGGCGGCUUCUGGACCGCCGCCUUCUGUGAGCACGCGGAGCGCGCCCUCGGCGUGUACCUGCCGCCCUACCUCGAGUGGGCCUUCUUCCAGCUCGAGCGCACGCAGAACCAGAGGGCCAAGUGGCGCGCACAGAGAAAGAAGGAAAGGGAGGGCAACGGGGGGAAGGGCGGCGCGGAGGAGGAGGCGGAUAGUGGGGGACCGUUUCUGGUGUACCGCAGCAUUCCCCCGCUGCGCACGCAGUACCAGUGCAAGCAGGGCACGAACGCCCAAAUAGCACACAUGAACGAGGUGGUGCAGGGGCAGCUGGAGCGGUACGGGUUCCAGUGGCUCAACAUGUGGCCUGUGGAGCUGCCGCGGUUCUCAGACACGUGCAAUGGGAAUGACCCCCACUUCACGUGCUUCACACCCGCUGAGAACCCCCAUGGCGAUGGGGUGCUCACAGGGCCUGUUGGGGAGGCUGCAGUCUCUCCAAAGGAGAGUCAAGAGGGGAUUCGAAGGGGGAGUCGAGUGGGGAGUAGAGGGGGGAGACCACGAGGUAACUUAGGGGGGACCCAAGGGAAGUCGUUAGCGAAGAAGGGCGCACCUGAGAAGGGCGCAGCUGAGAAGGGCGCAGCUGAGAAGGGCGCACCUGAGAAGGGCGCACCUGAGAAGGGCGCAGCUGAGAAGGGCGCAGCUGAGAAGGGCGCAGCUGAGAUGGGUCCUUCAACCUCCUACCAUCCUACUCCGCGCCCACAUGCUCCGCGCCCACAUGCUCCGCGCCCACAUGCUCCGCGCCCACAUGCUCCGCGCCCACAUGCUCCGCGCCCACAUGUCCGCGCCCACAUGCUCCGCGCCCUCAUGCUCCGCGCCCACAUGCUCCGCGCCCACAUGUCCGCGCCCACAUGCUCCGCGCCCACAUGCUCCAGGCCCACAUGUUCAACACACACAGCUCCCUGGCCCUUACUCACUGCACACCCCACAUCACAGCCUUCCCUGUCUUCUACCCCUCCUCCCCUCCCCCCCGCCCCCACCCUCUUCCGCCCAACCCCCCUCUCCCAUCACACCCAUCCAUCGCCUCCCUGCCCGGCUGCAGGCUCCACGUGGCUCUUCAACGCCGUCCGCCUGCUGCUCGCCCACUCGGGCCAGCUGGCGCUCUCCUAUUGGCUGCACUCCAUCUCCGCCAGCAAGCUGCGCGCCAGGGGGCUCUCGCCACUCUGCAGCCACGGACCCGGGGGCGAGGGGAGGGGAGAGGAGGGGGGAGGGGGGUCCGCGGAAUUAGGGGGAAGAGGAGAUGGGGAGGGAGUGGGGAUGGAUGGAGAGGGGUGGGGAGGAGUGAACGUGGUGGUGAAGACACACAAGUGGGCGGAGGGGUGGGAGGUGGGCGAGUGGAGUGGGGUGGUGCUGCUGACUGAGAGGGACUCGCAUCAAGGCUUUUCUCCUCUCUUCUCUCAUUCUCCCUGCCCACCUCCCUCGACAACAACCUACCUUCCCCUCUGCACGCUUGCAUGCAGGCGAAUCAAGGCCCAUUUGCAAUGCGACCUGCAUGACCACCAUGGGCACAUUGAGCGUUCCUUUCUUUCCUCUCUUUGUCAGCACUGCCCACCUCGCUCCACUCUACCAACCCUGCUUCCUCCACAUGCAUGCAGGCGCAUCAAGGCCCACCUGCAGGCCUACCUGCGCGACCACUAUCGCUGGAAGCAGCACACUGCGGCCGUCAUCCCCUUGGCCUCCAUCGUGCCGCCCGGCAGCCCCUCGGAGCUGCUCUGCCUCUCCCGCCUCGCUGCGCUCCUGGGGCUCAUCACCGUGGAAGGGGCAGCACAAGGGGCAGCACAAGGGGCAGCACAAGGGGCAGCACAAGGGGCAGCGCAAGGGGCAGCACAAGGGGCAGCACAAGGGGCAGCACAAGGGGCAGCGCAAGGGGCAGCACAAGGAGCAGCACAAGGGGCAGCACAAGGGGCAGCACAAGGGGCAGCACAAGGGGCAGCGCAAGGGGCAGCACAAGGAGCAGCACAAGGGGCAGCACAAGGGGCAGCGCAAGGGGCAGCACAAGGGGCAGCACAAGGGGGAGCACAAGGGGCAGCACAAGGGGCAGCACAAGGGGCAGCACAAGGGGCAGCACAAGGGGCAGCGGCUGAAGGGGUAGCGGAAGUUCCUGGGCUUGAGGCGAGUCCGAGCGUGUGGUGGGAGGGAGGGCUGGUGGGAGGGCAGUGGACGUGCGGGCCGUUUCGAGAGCCCUUGCCCAGCUGCCGGUUCCCACAGCCCCACUUCUACGUCUCAUUUUGCUUCUCAGACCCUCUCUAUGCCCUCCCAUGUCCUCCUACUUCUCCCCCCCUCCUUGGCCACCCUCCUCCCUCUCACCUGCCACCAAUGCUCCCUCCAGGCUGGGCGCCUGACCCGGUGACCAAGCUGUGGCUGCGCCACAAGAACAAGGGGGGAUCAGCCAGGGGCCUCACAGUAGAGGAGCGGGCGGAGCUGCAGUGGUUUGUGGCUUCCUUGGUGCCGCUUGCCAGUGCAUGCAAGGAAUAG
This is a messenger RNA of Closterium sp. Naga37s-1, 3831 nucleotides long. Lineage: Eukaryota; Viridiplantae; Streptophyta; Zygnematophyceae; Desmidiales; Closteriaceae. The record is from the annotation of a GenBank genome assembly.